This is a messenger RNA of Helicoverpa armigera (cotton bollworm), 893 nucleotides long. Its product is annotated as protein obstructor-E. NCBI's taxonomy places the organism in Eukaryota, Metazoa, Arthropoda, Insecta, Lepidoptera, Noctuidae. Gene Ontology annotation, molecular function: chitin binding. The record is from RefSeq and is a predicted model, not a curated record. The coding region runs from base 117 to 827 and encodes 236 amino acids. Gene Ontology annotation, cellular component: extracellular region. The transcript has 5 exons.
CGACGCCCGAGUUCGUCAGUCUCGCCAGGGUCGCCGCUAGGGUCGGACCACAAUCUAGUCAUUAAAAACUUUUUUUUAUAAUUGUAUUUUUAUAAUUUUGUAAUCAAAAGGCCAUCAUGAAAGUGUUCAUCGUACUAACAGCAGUCACCGCGCUAGCGAGUGCACAAUUCAAAUGUCCCAACAAGGACGGACAGUAUGAGGACCCUACUCAGUGCGACAAGUUCUACGAGUGCGUCGACGGCGUGGCCACCACCAAGCUGUGUCCCGAUGGCCUCGUGUUCGAUCCCACCAUCAGGAAGAUUAACAAGUGCGACCAGCCCUUCAAUGUAGACUGUGGUGAUAGGACUGAGCUGCAACCCGCCAAGCCCAACAGCCAGUGCCCCCGCCGCAACGGCUUCUUCGCUCACCCCGACCCCUCAGUCUGCAACAUCUUCUUCAACUGCAUCGAGGGUGAAGCCACUGAGGUCAAGUGCACCGCUGGUCUGCACUUCGACGAGUACUCCGGCACCUGUGUGUGGCCCGACUCUGCUGGCAGGCAAGGGUGCCAGGAGCAGGAGAAGAAGACCAAGGACGGCUUCCAAUGCCCCGUCCAGCAGCAAGUCGACGCUCAAGGCCAGGCCGUCGCUCACCCCAAGUUCCCCCACCCUACCGACUGCCAGAGGUUCUACGUGUGCCUGAACGGCGUGGAGCCCCGUGACCUUGGCUGCCAGACUGGUGAGGUCUACAAUGAGGAGUCGCAGAAAUGUGACGCGCCUGAGAACGUGCGCGGAUGUGAGGACUGGUACAAGGACUCCGAGGAGGCGCCCGCACCCAAAGCGAGAUCUUAAGAACUAGUGAUAUUCUAAUAUAGUUGUACGUUAAGACUUAAUAAGUUAAAUACAUUUUAAGUAAAA